CAGUAGUACAAGCUCUUUCAAAAGACACAUGAACCAUUCCUCGAAGUUGCACUGGUAAAGCUAUGAAGAAGACAAAAGCGAAAAAAGGAUAAUGGAGACGAUAAUAAUGAGAAAGAGUUAAAAGCCCUUUGCUUUUCUCCACACCAACUCAACUCUUUUCUGGGAUUUGAACCUUAACUUAGUAAAAACACAAAGAGCAUUCGAUCUUCAUAAACAAAGAUGAUGACGGCGACCCAAUCACGAACAUUCAGGUACGCCUUGCAAAACCCAAAUUUAUUCAUCUCUCGCUUGUUCUUCUGCUCCGAAACAAACCCAGCCACAAACGACCCCGUCGAUACCGUUUUCCGCAUCAUCAGCAGCUCCACCUCGUCCAAGAACAUGAAGCAAUCGUUGAAAUCAAGUGGGGUUUUCCUCUCCAACGAUUUAAUCGAUAAAGUCCUCAAAAGGGUAAGAUUCAGCCAUGCCAACCCUUUGCAAACUCUUGACUUUUUCAAUUACACAGGCAAUAGAAAAGGGUUUUACCACACGCCCUUUUCCUUGGACACCAUACUUUAUAUCUUGGGGAGAAGCCGAAUGUUUGAGAAAAUUUGGGAUGUUUUGGUUGAUACGAAAUUUAAAGACAGGAAUUUGAUAACCCCACGUACUGUAAUGGUUGUUUUAGCUAGGAUUGCUAAGGUCUGUUCUGUUAGGCAAACUGUGGAGUCUUUUCGGAAGUUUAAGAAACUAGUGCCUGAAUUUGAUACAAAUUGUUUUAAUGCUUUGUUGAGAACUUUGUGUCAGGAGAAGAGUAUGGCAGAUGCUAGGAAUGUGUAUCACAGUUUGAAGCACAGCUUUAGGCCCAAUUUGCAAACUUUCAACAUAUUAUUAUCUGGGUGGAAGUCAUGUGAGGAAGCCGAGGGGUUCUUUGAGGAGAUGAGGGAGAUGGGUGUGAAGCCUGAUGUUGUGUCGUACAAUUGUUUGGUGGAUGUUUAUUGUAAAGGUAGAGAGAUUGAGAAGGCGUUUAAGGUGGUUGCGAAAAUGCGGGAUGAGGAUAUACAGCCUGAUGUGAUUACCUAUACUAGUAUCAUUGGGGGUUUGGGGUUAGUUGGUCAGCCUGAUAAGGCUAGAGAUGUUUUGAAGGAGAUGAAGGAGGAUGGUUGUUACCCUGAUGUUGCGGCGUAUAAUGCAGCUAUAAGGAACUUCUGCAUUGCAAAGAGGUUGGGCGUUGCCUAUAGUUUGAUGGAUGAGAUGGUGAGCAAGGGCUUGAAUGCGAAUGCUACAACGUAUAACCUGUUCUUUAGGGUGUUCUACUGGUCGAAUGACUUGACAAGUUCCUGGAAUUUGUACGGAAGGAUGAUGGAGACAGGGUGCCUGCCGAAUACGCAGUCUUGUAUGUUCCUGAUCAGGUUGUUUAGGAGGCAGGAAAAAGUGGAGAUGGCACUGCAGCUGUGGAAUGACAUGGUGGAGAAGGGCUUUGGGUCCUAUGUCUUGGUUUCUGAUGUGCUGUUUGAUUUGCUUUGUGAUGCGGGAAAACUGAUGGAAGCAGAAAGGUGCUUCCUGCAGAUGGUAGAAAAGGGGCAGAAGCCAAGUAAUGUUUCUUAUAGAAGAAUAAAGGUGCUUAUGGAAUUGGCAAACAAGCAAGAUAGCCUUCACAUAUUGUCUGAGAAAAUGGCCCUUUUCGGGCCCGUUAGAACUUCCUGACAUUGCAGAUGAAUCAUUCCCUCGUUGAAUGAAACUUAUCUGGUUUGAAAUGGUACAAGGGAUUUCGGAGUAGACAUUGCACCUAAUUUGCCGGAUGGUGUGUGAAAAACUAAUAUAGGUGCACACCCAGUCGAGUUCAAAGUAUCGAGAUUUUGAGGAUCGAAAGUAUUGGCACUUCUAUUCUUUCCUGAUAGCCAUUGGGGAAUAUUUUUUAGACUCGAGAGGAUAGUAAGUUCCUUGUGGAUUUUUCAUACUUCCAGGGGAUCAUUUCUGUUCUAAUGCAACUCUCAUUUGGUAUUGACGUUGACCACAAGAUGAGGAAUCAAUGUGCUACGGCAUUCUUAUUGUUUCCAUAUGUUUUUAUACAGCACAAAACCAUCCAUCUCGCAUGUAGCUGAUUGUUUUUUGUGACUGUCAAUGCCUGGUGUGACUACUGUUAUGGGAUAUCUAUUUUUGGAAAGUUAUGCCCAAGUUCGUUCAAUUUUUUUGUUGGUUUACUUGAGCAAAAGGUAUAUAUACAUAGAUUGAAGAAUGCGGUGACUGUUUAAACACUCUCCUUA
Molecule: messenger RNA, 2240 nt
Organism: Morus notabilis
Lineage: Eukaryota; Viridiplantae; Streptophyta; Magnoliopsida; Rosales; Moraceae
Product: putative pentatricopeptide repeat-containing protein At1g02420
Exons: 2
Coding region: 220-1680 (486 amino acids)
Molecular function (GO): protein binding
Source: RefSeq, a predicted model, not a curated record